AUGCGCAUGACCUUGAUCCUCCGCGCACGAGAAUAUCAACAGCGCGGUGCGCCGACGGGUGAGAAGUGCGAAGGCUGUCUUCGUGCACAGAGCGAGUGCGUCUUUGCCGAUAAACCACAAAAGCUACUCAGCUCGUACCCAGCAAGUCUACCAACGACCUCUGCAGCGCAACGCAACGGAUCCAGUGGCAGUGAGAUUUCACUGGCUGCAGCCACUUCUGGUCGUGCGCAUAGUCUACCGAAUGUCUCACAGCCGGGUGAACAUCAUCCCAUGUCAAAUGGCUCGUCGCAUGCGACUUCACGAUCAGUGCCGUACCCCAUGUCACCAACACACGGCCAAAAGCGAUCCGCUCAAAGUAUUCAACGCGUCGUUUCGCAUCCCUAUGCGCGGCCUUCCUCUGCAAGUCGUUCGACGUCUGGUGAUUUAGCAGUGUCGAGUAAUCUUAUGCGUUACUCACAAUCGCUGAUUCAAGCACAAGCAAAUCAGCUCAGUGGUCGUGGACAACAGCAGUUUCGCGUACAAUCUCAAAGUCCUACAAUGAUGCAUGCGCCGUCCCUUAAUCGACCAACUUCGAUACAGCAGCAGCAGCAAUCAAGCUUUUAUGAAGCAAGUCAUGCACAGAGCUUUGUGGGCGGUUCGCCCACCCUGCAAGAUUGGCCUGUGCAGAUGGGUUAUUCACCUUCUGCUUCGGAUAUGGCAUAUGGCGCAGCGCAGAUGGACGAUGGUCGAUACAAUACGUCUAUGUAUGGCCUCCAACCGAGUCUAUACUCCGUCUCGACACCUGAGCUGGUGAGCAGUGAUUCGCUUGGGACCUUGUCAACCCUCUCUGGUGGUAGGUAUCCCCUCAAGCACGACGCAAUGCACGGUGAUGGCACAUACAUGACCAAUCAACAUGCCUUGUACAAAGGUGAUAUUGCCAUGACGAUGCAGCAACAACAACAUUUACUACAAUUGCAAGCCGCCUAUGCAAGACCCGCUACACCGCAUGAACCUGUCUCGGACCCAAAACAAUGGACACCGGGCGCUGAUCGGCUUUCGCAGUACUUGCGCUUUGAUUUCACCUCAUCGCAUGAUGCAUCACGCGAAGGCUUUGAUUUUGAAGGAGCACGGCAUGGCUAG
Molecule: messenger RNA, 1119 nt
Organism: Protomyces lactucae-debilis
Lineage: Eukaryota; Fungi; Ascomycota; Taphrinomycetes; Taphrinales; Protomycetaceae
Exons: 2
Coding region: 1-1119 (372 amino acids)
Source: RefSeq, a predicted model, not a curated record